ACCUGUCGAGGGCUCAUCAUUCAAAUAGGUAAAGGGAUUGAUGAAUGUGCGCAAAUUCAUCGAACGGGCUACAUAUUAAUUGACUUUCCGUAACAAUUUAUAUGUCUAAAUGAAACAUUUUGCCGUAUUUAACUGGUUGAGGAUAUUGCAUUUCUAUUUAUGCUCCGUGGACUCAAGAACGACUCGUCUGCAUACAUUCAAACAAUCACCCUCCCCUUCCUCGGACUCCACUCUUAGCGUUUGUGUGCGAGAAUAUUGACUUGACUCGCAUUCACCAGUGCCGCACUUGAAAUCAACAUUGACGGCUACAGUGCAGAGGGAGAUAUCGUCAACGAGAGCAAAUCUGUUCCACGGGAGUAGGCAGUGAAACUGCUGACUCAGGUCUGACAACCAUGGCUGCAAAACUGAACCCUAAUGUCCUGUACGUUCGGGAGCCGAGAGAGACUCACCCAGCACAGGAUAUAGACCGACUAGCACAGGCAGAAGCUGCCGAUGAAUCAUCUGACAGUGAUGGGGAACAGGAGGAAACUUCACACAAGCUCAUCAGAAAAGUGUCCACCUCUGGGCAAAUUCGCGCAAAGAAAAGUGUGAAGGAGGGACUCCUGCUCAAACAGACCAGCUCCUUCCAAAGGUGGAAGAGGAGAUAUUUCAAGCUUCGAGGACGGACUUUGUACUACGCCAAAGACUCCAAGUCUCUAAUAUUUGAUGAGGUAGACCUCUCAGAUGCCAGUGUGGCAGAAACCAGCACCAAGAAUAUCAACAACAGCUUCACGGUCAUCACUCCCUUCAGGAAGUUGAUGUUAUGUGCGGAAAGCAGGAAGGAGAUGGAAGACUGGAUUAGCGCUCUGAAGUCUGUGCAGAAGUGGGAGAGUUACGAGUUCAACAUGGAGCACUUCUCUGGGAUGCACAACUGGUACGCCUGCUCUCACGCCCGCCCCACUUUCUGCAACGUGUGCCGAGAGGCCCUGCCAGGGGUCACCUCUCACGGACUGUCCUGUGAAGUCUGCAAGUUCAAGGCCCACAAGCGCUGUGCUGUGAGGUCUACCAACAACUGCAAAUGGACCACGCUGGCAUCGAUCGGAAACGACAUCAUUGAGGAUGACGACGGAGUGUCCAUGCCGCACCAGUGGAUGGAGGGAAACCUUCCUGUCAGCGCUAAGUGCAGGGUGUGCGACCGCAACUGUGGCAGUGUGAGACGGCUUCAGGACUGGCGCUGUCUGUGGUGCAGGGCCAUAGUACACAACGGCUGUAAAGAACAAAUGGGGAAGCGCUGUCCAUUAGGCCAGUUCAAGGUCUCCAUAAUUGCACCCCCUGCACUCAACAGCAUUGAUUCUGAUGGGUUCUGGAAAGCUGCUAACCCGUCCUGCUCCAGCCCACUGCUGGUUCUGGUGAAUUCCAAGAGCGGGGAUAACCAAGGGGUCAAGUUCCUGCGCAAGUUCAAGCAGUUACUGAACCCGGCCCAGGUGUUCGACCUGAUGAACGGCGGUCCGCAGCAGGGGCUGCGUCUCUUCCAGAAGUUUGCGACCUUCCGGAUCCUGGUGUGCGGUGGGGAUGGCAGUGUGGGCUGGGUGCUGUCAGAGUUGGACAAGCUGGGGCUGCACAAGCAGUGCCAGUUGGGUGUUCUUCCCCUGGGCACUGGGAAUGACUUGGCACGGGUACUGGGCUGGGGAGGGCUCUGCGACGACGACACCCAGAUACUGCAGAUUCUGGAGAAACUGGAGAGAGCUACCACUAAGAUGCUGGACAGGUGGAGCGUGAUGACAUACGAAGUUCCCACGAAACUCUCCCCUCCGCUGGUGAAAGAGGAUGACACCAGGGACUCCAGCCACCAGAUACAAAUGACAUUAUAUGCUGAUUCUGUGGCCUCCCACCUGACCAAGAUUCUUGACUCAGACAAGCACAGUGAGGUCAUCUCCUCUGCCCAGUUUUUGUGUGGGACUGUGAAUGACUUUGUGUCAGAGGUGGGGAGGACAUAUGAGAGAUCGACAGAGAACAGGGAGGAGGCUGCAGUCAUGUCUAAGAAGUGUGCUAUGCUGAACGAGAAGCUGGACUCUCUGGUGAAGGCUUUGGGUGAGGAGUCCGAUGCCCAGCUGGUACCCGCAGGUACCCAGCCUGAGGGCGGCCGGUCUGAGCCACCUUGCAUCCCGCGGGCCUUCAAGUCCAAAGAGCAGCUGAUGCUGAGGGCCAACAGCCUGAAGAAAGCUCUGCGGCAGAUCAUCGAGCAGGCCGAGAAAGUGGUGGAUGAACAGAACAGGCACACUGAGGUAUACCGCAUGGCCUCCACUUCCUCAACUAAGAUGGAGAGCAGUGAGGACCUGAAGGAGACAGACACAAGACCUGGAACCACAAGCUCUGCUACCUCUCCCAUUGUCCUGGAGAAAUCAGAAAGUUUCAGCUCUGUGCUGCUGUCUGACGACUCUGUACUGUGCAAUGAAAAGUGUGUUAUGAACAAUUACUUUGGGAUUGGACUGGAUGCAAAGAUUUCCCUGGAGUUCAACAACAAGAGAGAUGUGCACCCCAAGAAGUGCAGCAGUCGCACCAGGAACAUGAUGUGGUACGGGGUGUUGGGGACCAAAGAGCUGUUGCAGAAGACCUAUAAGAACCUGGAGCAGCGCGUGCACCUGGAGUGUGACGGCGUGCCCAUGUGUCUGCCCAGCCUGCAGGGUUUGGCAGUUCUCAACAUCCCCAGCUAUGCAGGGGGUAUCAACUUCUGGGGCGGGACCAAGGAGGACAAUAACUUUGGGGCUCCCUCCUUCGACGAUAAAAAGCUGGAGGUGGUGGCGGUUUUUGGAAGCAUGCAGAUGGCGGUGUCGCGUGUCAUCAACCUGCAGCACCAUCGAAUCGCUCAGUGCCGGCAGGUGAAAAUCACCAUCCUCGGGGAAGAGGGUGUACCUGUGCAGGUGGACGGAGAGGCCUGGAUCCAGCCACCUGGAAUUGUCAAGAUCGUCCACAAGAACCGGGCCCAGAUGCUCACCAGAGACCGGGCCUUCGAGAGCACACUGAAGUCGUGGGAAGACAAGAGGAAGUGCGACAGCUACCGCUCCUCACGACCGCGUCUGAACUCCCAGCAGUCCAUGGAGUACCUGACGGAGGAGGAGGGUGCCCAGGUGAAGCAGCUGGGACAGGCAGCCGAUGCGCUCAUCGCCAGAAUCAGGGAAGCGGCAAAGACCCACAAGAUAAUGGAGCAGGAGCUGGCCCAUGCGGUCAACGCCAGUGCACUGGUCCUCAGUGAGGCCUUCCCCAGUAAACCUUCCUGUCCUGAGUGUCUGAGUCGGACUGCAGUUGUGGACAUUGUCAGUACCACCAAGGUUCUACAACAGGAAACGAGAAUGCUUUUGGAUGGGAAGCUUCUGCAGCUGGAGUCCCCACAGGAGGAAGCACUGCUCUCUGCUCUGAAUAGCCUGAGUGCAGAGCUGCAGAGACUGGGAGAAAUCCACUGGAUCUGCCCCAUAAUUCACUGCUCCGAAGAAGAGGAGCUUUCCAAGGGCAAACGUAAGAGCAGCAUGAAGAUGAAGAUCAUGCAGAAAAGCAAGAAGGACAGAGAGAAGCUGCACAAGCAGAAAUCCAACAGCUCCCUGUCCUCUCUGUCAGGACCUUGGGAUUUCAAAGGUGGGGCAUCUGAAGCGAAUUCAGCAGGCCAUUAAGGAGCUGAGCGAGGAGCCCUAAUGGCCGCCGCCUGGUCAGUGUUCACCUGUGAGAAGGACCUGGGCCCACCCCAUUUCACAGACAGGAAGCGGCUCCCGUGGGACUGAACAUCAACAACUGGGGCCACAUGUAUAAAGCCGUUCAGAAUUAUUCCUAAGAAUGGUCUCACAAUUUGACUUAGGAGUUAAAGAAAUUCUCACCAAAAGUAGGGCCUAAGUGCUAUGCAUAACAGCGCUAAGACAAUUGUUUAGCUGAGAUUAAGUGGCAUUCUUAGGUGCUGACCUCAGUUUAAUUCACAGCACACUCAGGUGCCGUAAAGGGGAACUACAAUGAUGGAGCCUAGGGAAAUCAAUUAACUUAAAACUGUCAAAGCCUUGAUAAUGGCCCAUAUGGCUCUACCUGCUAAUUGAUUUAUUAUUAUUUAGCAUUAUUGCCUGCAGUAGGGGAAUAUAAAACAUCUCUUACAAGAUCACUGACAAACAUACUAUCCUCAUAAUAUCCGCUACUUUUUCAAAAAUCCGUCCCAUCAGACAUUUCCAAUACGUCCUUUCUUGAUGGAAAGAUUUGUUGUCUGCACGCACCACAGUCAUCUGCUGGCAACUCUUAACCAAGUUAAGACACCUCCCGAGCUCUCUGGAAUAAUUUAAGACCAUGUUGACACGUAAGAAUUUUUAUCUAAUGCACUUAUUCUUACUAAGAUCAAAAUCAUGUCAUUCUCAGAAUUCUGACGCACUUAGUAAGUUUUACUUUGAGCGGCUUUAUACAUACCAGCCCUGAGCCGGCUUCCCUGCUUCUUCCUCCUUAUUUCCUGUCUACAGAGAUGUGGCACAUGAUCAAAGCCCAUGGCUGUGGUGCAGGGUAGGGGGGUUUCAGUCUUCGGUAAUGUGAUAGGUCUUCAUCUUUGCUGCAGGUUGAUGGCAGUCUGCAAGAAAAAAAGACGGUGUUAAAGUUAUGGCAUCGCCUCAACGAUCUGCUUGUGCUUCUUGCCUACCUUUGUUGUGUAGUGACGUGUCACAUUUUGAUUGCUGUAGACUAGUGAUCAGGCACUGAAAGUACAUUCCUGACAAGCAAUGACAUUCAUAUAAUGCACACAUUUCUUUGUUUUGGGUGUUGUGUAUAGUCUGUUGAGACUAUACGUGUGUAUGCUUAAACAAUAAAAAACAUAAUAAAAAGAACAAUUUGCACCUCCGUUACGGCAAAAUAUUCGCAUAUAUAUUGUUGAAACAUCGCUGAGAUCUUAUGAGACGACCAAAUGGACAACAUUAUAUUUUCCGGCAGUUUUACUUUUAAUGUGGCAAUUGCAGGAGCAGCUCUUCUGAAUACGUGAUUCAAACGUUUACAGCAGUCAAAGUGCGAUACUUCACAAUAAGUCAAUAUGCAGAAGGAUCCCAAGCAGAUUGUUGAGCCGAGCAGAUCGUAGACCGUCGAUGGCAGACUAAACUUUUAUCGAGCAGUUUUGAACAAAAACAAAGUCUGAAUGUAAAAGGCAGCUCGCCUCUUCCCAUAACUACAAAAUCAAUACAUAGAUACCUGUUUGUACAUAGAGUGCCCUCCAUAUUGUUUGGGACAAAUAACCAUUAUGUGUUGAUUUGCCCGCAAUUUUAAAUUUGGAAUCGCACGAUUAAUGUGGCUAAAGUGCACAUUGUCAGAUUUUAAUAAAGGCUAUUUUUAUACAUUAUUGUUUCACCAUGUAGAAAUUGCUGCAGUGUUUAUACAUAGACUCCCAUUUCAGGGCACCAUAAUGUUUGGGACACAGCAAUGUUAUUUAAAUGAAAGUAGUUUUUCAUAAUUUGUUGCAUAUCCUGUGCAUGCAGUGACUGCUUCAAGUCUGAGAUUCCUGGACAUCACCAGUUGCUGGGGGGUGUCUUCUCAGGUGAUGCUCUGCCAGGCCUGUAUUGCACCCAUCUCUAGCUCAUGCUUGUUUCAGGGGCUAGUCCCCAUAACUUUUCUCUUCAGCAAAUGAAAAGCAUGCUCAAUUGGGUUCAGAUCAGGUGAUUGACUUGGCGUCUCAAGAAUUGACCAUUCUUUGCUUUGAAAAACUCCUUUGUUGCAGAAUGUUUGGGAUCAUUGUCUUGCUGUAGAAUGAACGGUUCGUUCUACAGCAAAACAAUGAUCCCAAAUAUUUUUAAAUCACAAAAUCUCAAAUAGUGGAGUAUAGAGGUAAAUAACUAAAUGAUUGGUUUAGUUUGUCCCGAACAUCAUGGAGGGCACUGUAUGGAUCCUCAGAAAAGGCGAGUAUUAACGAAAGAGCAUCUUGAUGAAUGUAUGUGCUGUUAAUGUGGAAAAACAAAUUGUACAAAAAAUGUUUCCUUUGUAUGAAUGGCCUUCAAUUAACAUGGUUAAGCCGACUGCUUAUCGAGGCCCCUUUUACAUUGUGUUAUUCAUGGCUCAGUGGCGUCAAAGCAGUAAGAGGUUUUAUGCGUUUGCUCAGGCAGCUAGUAGUCUCAUUGUGUAACUAUUGUCCCUGAAGAGCUCUUUAUAAGUGUGGUGUGCUUGUGCCAAUAUUGUGCCUUGCACAGUGGAUAAUUAUACUGGAAGAAUGUAAGUUUUGUGUCUUAGUUGUCUUACGUUGCACUUUAAGACCUAGAAAGGGUAAUAUACAUUUAUAGCAAAACUCUAUUAUUAUUUUUUACAUGAAGUGUCCUCUAGUUUUUCAUGAGCAUAAAAUGGUCAUAGGUUGGUGCGACAUAACAACGGCUGUGUUUUACUACCGAUGUCACCCUUAAAUGAGGUACUGUGAUGUGAACGUCUGUAAAUGUCAAAAGAGAAUAAUGUAAGACAAAAUUAUGUAUUGUUUCAGGAUCUUAUGAGCCAAAAUGAAACAAUUCAGGUGUGUGCAACUGGUACAUUGCUUAUGUACUGUAACAAGUUAUGACAUUUCCUAAAGAUGGAUAUGAUGUAGGAUUGAGACAGAAAUGAUAAACUCGCACUGUUUUACAUGUUCACAAAUAAAUAAUGUAAAAUAAAAGUAUAUAUAAAAAAUGGUCUGUCAGGUAUAGCUAUAUACGUAUAGUUGAUAGCUUCACGCGAUAGAUAGAUACUUUAUUCAUCCCGAGGGAAAUUUGAGCUAUGCCUGGUAAAGACCAUUGCAUGUUGAAAGUACGUAACCCAGUUUGUAAAACAGCGUGUUGGAAUUCCUUUCCUCCUUAUAAUUCCUUAAAUAUUUAGCAUAUUAAAACCCCUUUGUUUUUGUUUUUAUCGGCAUUAAACUGGAAAGAGUUUGGGAUAGAUUUCACCAGCAGAGGCACUGUUGUGACAAUCUCAAACAAUUGUAUUCCCCACUGAUCAACAUUCACACUGAAAUGGAGAAAUGAAGGAAUUCUGUUUUGUUUUUUUUGUUUUGUUUUUUUUAAAAUACUGGAUUGUGUAAUAAAAUGCAAGUUAUUCCAAAAAUAGUGGGGCUUACACAUAUCGCAGUUCUUAAAGCUGCAUUGGAUAUUACACAUAUUUAAAUGUCAAGUACUUACAGCCAUAGUUCAUGUAUUACAUAGUUCACCAAGGUGGAAUGUAUUUUUUUUAAAGAUUGGUUUGAAUGUUUAAUUACUGGUCUUUUCUGUUGAAAAAUAUCAGCUCCUUCAUUAAGUCAUUAAUAUGAUCACCAGUUAGACUGUACAUACUUGUUAUCUGGGGUUUGACUGGGCUUGCGGAAACUAGAAGCUUGCUGUGGCAAAAAAAACUGUCUGUAAAAUGCUGUUGAUUUCAGAUGAAAAUGAUUUAUAGGUGUUAUAAAAUAAUAAUUUUCAGGAUUCAUAUUUAUUUAUGAACUUAUUUUUGGAAUUCUCUUUGAGAUACUCAUUGUUGAGAAUGCUCAUUGUAAUUUCUGUCAACGUUUAACAAGAUGUCAACUGCAGUGCCCAAUGGAAACAAAGUAAACAAUAAAAUAUUGUUAUUUAUUGUUUAA
Conger conger (European conger) is the source of this 7546-nucleotide messenger RNA. Its product is annotated as diacylglycerol kinase delta-like. Gene Ontology annotation, biological process: intracellular signal transduction; diacylglycerol metabolic process; lipid phosphorylation. The coding region runs from base 393 to 3644 and encodes 1083 amino acids. Lineage: Eukaryota; Metazoa; Chordata; Actinopteri; Anguilliformes; Congridae. Gene Ontology annotation, molecular function: ATP-dependent diacylglycerol kinase activity. The record is from RefSeq and is a predicted model, not a curated record. The transcript is spliced from 29 exons.